Molecule: messenger RNA, 2543 nt
Organism: Cucurbita moschata (crookneck pumpkin)
Lineage: Eukaryota; Viridiplantae; Streptophyta; Magnoliopsida; Cucurbitales; Cucurbitaceae
Product: ankyrin repeat-containing protein ITN1-like
Exons: 5
Coding region: 418-2064 (548 amino acids)
Cellular component (GO): plasma membrane
Molecular function (GO): protein phosphatase regulator activity; protein phosphatase 1 binding
Source: RefSeq, a predicted model, not a curated record
UCUAUUUCAAGAGCCGAAACCUCGCGCCCAAUUUCUCUCUCUUCUCUCUCUCUACCCUCAUCGGUGAAGCCUUCGUUCCCCCGAUCUUCCCUCUCGUUUUGAAUGUCCAUGAAAUCUCUUUUCCUUCUUCAUAGAAAUCUAAAUAAAAUUCUUCUAACAAUGGUGAUUUUGUAGGGUUGGCUUUCCUUGAAUUUCACCCAUGGGGUUUGGAAUCAAAACAGGUAUUCUUUGUUUAUAAUCAAUUCCAUUUGUUCUUACUCAUUUUUUCUCUCUCUUUUUUUCUUUUUUUAAACUUUUUUGGUGCUGAAAUGAUUGUUAUACGUCGAUUCAUCGACGAGAUGCCUGAGAAAUUCGAACGUCAAGGCGUGAGGGACCUGGAGGCAGGGCUGCGGCUUUCGUCCAGCACCAGCUGUCUGUAUGAGCUGCAGCCUCCGCCUUCUCCGACGACACCGAGUUUGGUGCUGUCCAGUUCAGGGAAGACGUUGCUCGUAUCGAACUCCAGUGACAGGCAGACACAAUGACACUGAGCUGCAUUUGGCGGUGCAGAGGGGUGAUUUGACUGCUGUGAGACAGAUUUUGGGUGAAAUUGAUGCUCAGAUGGUUGGAACUCUGAGUGGAGCAGAUUUUGAUGCAGAGGUUGCAGAGAUAAGGUCUGCUAUUGUGAAUGAGGUGAAUGAGUUGGGAGAGACGCCGUUGUUUACUGCUGCCGAGAAGGGGCAUUUAGAUAUUGUGAAGGAGCUGUUGCAGUAUUCCACAGAGGAGGGCAUGACUAUGAAGAAUAGGUCUGGUUUUGAUCCUUUUCAUAUUGCUGCUAGUCAAGGUCAUGAAGCCAUCGUCCAGGUAUUGUUAAACCACGAUCCACGACUGAGUAAAACAGUUGGCCAAUCAAAUGCAACUCCUAUUAUUUCUGCUGCUACAAGAGGCCAUAUCGGAGUAGUCAAUGUGUUGCUUUCAACAGAUUCUAGCUCGCUCGAGAUACCGAGGUCCAACGGGAAGAAUGCAUUACAUUUAGCUGCUCGACAAGGGCAUGUUGAAAUUGUGAAAGCUUUGCUUCGCAAAGAUCCACAACUGGCUAGGAGGAAUGACAAGAAAGGGCAAACAGCAUUGCAUAUGGCUGUAAAAGGAACCAGCUGUGAAGUGGUGAAGCUGCUUCUUAAUGCAGAUCCAGCCCUUGUCAUGCUUCCUGACAGGUUCGGCAAUACUGCAUUACAUGUUGCAACCAGGAAAAGGAGGGCAGAGAUUGUCAAUGAAUUAGUACUCGUUCGGGACACGAAUGUGAAUGCAUUGACUAGAGACCUUAAAACAGCCUAUGACAUAGCCGAAGGACUUCCGCUAUCUGAAGAAACCUCAGAGAUAAAAGAAUGCUUCGCACGUUGUGGGGCAUUAUGCGCAACUGAUCUCAACAAACCACGAGAUGAGCUAAGACAAACAGUGACAGAGAUAAAAAAGGAUGUCCAUAAUCAGCUUGAACAAGCUCGCAAGACGAACCGAAACAUGAAUGGGAUUGCAAAGGAACUCCGGAAGCUCCAUAGAGCUGGAAUAAACAACGCAACCAACUCGAUCACAGUCGUUGCUGUGCUCUUUGCAACAGUUGCAUUCGCAGCAAUUUUCACGGUUCCGGGUGGCGACGAUAUUACUGGAAUGGCUGUGAUGGUUGGCAGUCCAUCAUUCAAAGUGUUCUUCAUAUUCAAUGCCAUUGCCUUGUUCACAUCCUUGGCAGUCGUUGUGGUUCAAAUAACAGUCGUGAGAGGAGAGACGAAAUCAGAGAGACGAGUCGUGGAAGUGAUCAAUAAGUUAAUGUGGUUGGCAUCCGUCUGCACUACAAUAGCAUUUAUUUCUUCAUCUUUUAUUGUGGUUGGUCGGCGUAACAGAUGGGCAGCUGUUCUUAUUUCCAUCAUUGGUGGUGUAACAAUGGCUGGCAUUCUAGGUGCCAUGACAUACUACGUGAUCAAGUCCAAACGCAUCAGAAGGGUGAGAAAAAAGAUGAAGAUUAUGAGGAGUGGAACCAAUUCAUGGCGUCAUUCAGAGUCUGAUUCAGAAGUAAACCCAAUCUAUGCCAUUUGAUAUGAUCCUCCCGACGUUUCGAACACGGUUAUCCCGAAAAAUCCCCUGCCCCAUUGCAGUUCAGCAGCUAGGGGGUACUUGUGCUGUGCCAGAGGAUGUGUAAUAGUACUACUACUCCAGGUUCCCAUUUUCAGACCAUCAUUCCUCUUUGAUGCAGUCGUUUCUUGAACAGAUGAUGAAACAUAUCUGAUGAUCCUAAGGGCCUUUGGGUUAAGAUUUCUUGGAUGGCGUAUUGAAUCGUCCAAGCCAGCUCGAAAUAUCAUCCAUAAUAGUUUAUGCAUACCUUUCUUCUAAUGUAAUUAAUUCAUAGAGUAUCUGUUGUUCAUGACUAAAAGAAAAUGUAAAAAAGCAAAAAAGAAAAAAAAAAAAAAAAUUAGUGAAGAGGAUUGCUUGCUUGUAAAGUGAAAUUUUGUACCUUUCUUUUGUUCUUACUUUUCAUGAAGAAGCUAGUUAGUUGUCAGUGAAGGCUGAAGAUUCAA